Plasmodium relictum is the source of this 999-nucleotide messenger RNA. Its product is annotated as PIR-like protein. NCBI's taxonomy places the organism in Eukaryota, Apicomplexa, Aconoidasida, Haemosporida, Plasmodiidae. Bases 1 to 999 code for a protein of 332 amino acids. The record is from RefSeq and is a predicted model, not a curated record. The transcript is spliced from 3 exons.
AUGAUUCCCUAUAUUUUCUUUUUAAUUUUGAUACUCCAAUAUUUUUGCAAGACGAAUCUUGAGAUCAAAUAUAAUAAUUUGAAUAAAAUACCAAUUUUCAAAAAUAGGAGAGCAUUAGCAGAACAACAACUAGGUUCAUUAAACAGAACAGUGAGAUCAGUUGAUAUUGAAAGUGAGUUUAAUACAUGGCAACAGUCUAUUCAAGGUGAACUCGAUAAUAUUCUAUCAAAAUUAUCGAGUAACUUUACAUUGGAUAAUAUCGGAGAAUAUGUUAAUUGGGCAUAUAACAAGAGCAGGGAGAUUACGAAGACAUUGAAUAUAAAUCCAGAUCCUGAAAAAAAAAGCAUUUUAAAUCAUAUUUAUGAUUUGUGGAAUAAAGCAGCAAAUAAUUAUUUUCUAGAUUCUGCAUUAGAUUACUAUGUUAGAGAAGUAAUGUUAGGUGGACAAACUAAUAACAGUUCAUCCGAAUCCACUACAUUGCCCCCAUCUACUCCACUACCUGCAACUCCCUCAUCACCCACAACUACAUCAUUAAUAAAUAAUGCUUUAUCUACAGUAUCAAACCAUAUUACUACUAUAGCUACAGGACAAACAGAAAACAUGACCACCUCAACUUCAAAUGAAAUUGUAAAUGGAAUCGCAACUGUAGAGAAAGGCAUUUCAUCUGAUUCAUGCUCAGAAUUUUUCUGUGAUCCAAAAAAUUUCUCCUUUUUAACUAUUCCAUUAGCCGUUGUAGGAAUAGCAUUAUUUUUAGCAUAUGUUUAUAAAAAAAGUCGCAUUAGAUCAUUUCUAGGAAAAAACUAUAUAAAAAAGGAAAAAGGAAAAAAGAGAUUACAUGAAAUGGAAAUGGACAAUACUGUGAAUAGUUCAAAACCUUCGAAGGAAACAGGACAAAGAGAAGCAAAGAGAAGUAGAUUAGAUAGUUUCCUUAGAGCAUUUGGUUACGGAAAGAAAUUUCCUUAUAUAGAUGAAGAUGUUGGAGAUACAACAAUAUUAUGA